CCUUUUUUCCUGUGACAUCCAAGUCCAAAUCAAUUAAUUAAAUUAGCGUGAAAAGUAAAAGCUAGACAAUGAAACGGAAUGAAAGGAAUUUGGCGGGGCAACUGUCGGUCGCUCUCCACGUGUCCAUAGUGAUUUAUUAUCACUCCCUGCAAUCUACUGCUAACACGUUAGCUAUUUGCAGGAAACCAGGCAUUCCCUUUCCCAGUGAGCUCUUUCUCCUAUAAACGACACUGCGUAUCGUGGCUUGGCUUCUCCACUCGGCAACUCCGCUUCCUUCUUCACUCUCUUCCAUUCCCAAAACCCUCUGUUGUGUGUGGUUUCAGCUUCAGGCAGGUUGUGAUCUUCUCCGUCGCGACCUCUGCUAAUUCGUAAUCCUGCGAACAAUGGUCUUUCACAUGGCCAGGAGUUUCCAUCACGCGACGAUUCACAAGAGACGUUAAGCAUGAUACACUUCAUCCACCUCCGUUUUCUCCGGGCAUAACAUGGUAUCUGUUGAGGCUUCACAUUUCUGUACUAGCUCUUCUAUGGCCAAGUUCAGCUCAAGAAACAAAUCCUCUGGCUGUUUUUCCGAUGGUUGCCUCUUCCUCGGUGGAGCAUUUUCCGCUCUUCUCCUGGUUUGGGGUUUCUGGUCAUUCAUAGCCCCAAUCCCUCCUUCAAACGCCAAUUUUGAGUCCGUCGCCACUAAACUGAAAUCAUUCAAAUUCCCAGGAACUGUCUCCGGCGGUACGAAUUGCGCCCCCUCCACUCAUGGCCCCGAUCUCCGAGACGACCCGCCGGAGAAAACGUUCUACGAUGACCCCGAAAUGGGCUACACGAUGGACAAACCGAUGAAGAACUGGGACGAGAAGCGAAAAGAGUGGCUGUCGCGUCACCCGUCGUUCGUCCCCGGAGCGCAGGAGAGGAUCCUCCUCGUGACGGGAUCUCAGCCGUCGCCUUGCCGGAAUCCCAUCGGCGACCACCUACUUCUGAGACUCUUCAAGAACAAAGUGGACUACAGUCGUCUCCACGGCUACGACAUCUUCUACAACGCCGCGCUGCUUCAUCCAAGAAUGAAAUCAUACUGGGCGAAGUACCCAGUGGUGAAGGCAGCCAUGUUGGCCCACCCGGAGGCCGAGUGGAUCUGGUGGGUCGACUCGGACGCGUUGUUCACCGACAUGGACUUCAAACUCCCGCUGCAUCGUUACAAGGAUCACAACCUCAUAGUUCACGGGUGGACCCAUCUAAUACACGAAAAAAGAAGCUGGACGGGCCUGAACGCCGGCGUGUUCUUAAUCAGAAACUGUCAGUGGUCGUUGGACCUCAUGGAGGCGUGGGCCAGCAUGGGCCCACAAACGCCAGAGUACGAACAGUGGGGCAAAACCCUCAGAGCCACCUUCAAGGACAAGGAGUUCCCGGAGUCAGACGAUCAGACGGGCCUCGCUUACUUGAUCGCAGAAGAGAAAGAGAAAUGGGCGGACAAGAUUUAUCUGGAAGCCGAGUAUUACUUCGAGGGUUACUGGGAGGAACUAGCAGAGCAGUACGAGAAUAUUACGGAGCGAUACAGUGAACUGGAGAGGGAGGACGAGAGGCUACGAAGGAGGCACGCCGAGAAGGUGAGUGAGAGUUACGGCGCGGUGAGGGAACCGUACCUAAAGGAGGCAGGGAACGGCAGAGGAAGCUGGCGGAGGCCGUUUAUCACGCACUUCACGGGGUGCCAGCCUUGCAGCGGAAAUUACAAUCAUAGGUAUACGGCAGAUAUGUGUUGGGGCAAAAUGGUGAAGGCUCUGAAUUUUGCUGAUAAUCAGGAUAAUUCUGUUUCCUCAAUCCCUUUCGAUUACCCUGCAGUGCAGGAGAGAACCUGAGUUAGGCAAUUAAUAAAUUACAAGUUAAUUACACUUAUUUAAUGAGAUCCAAUUAUGAAUGACCAAUGCACACUGAGAUUCUGUGUAUAUUUUAUGUUUAUGGCUAUGAUGGGUUAGUGCAUGUGGAAGUGAUUGGUGGGGGGAAGUGAUUAAUUAAUGCAUAAUCGGAUGUCCCCGAAGGGACAAUUAAUUAA
Molecule: messenger RNA, 2035 nt
Organism: Neltuma alba
Lineage: Eukaryota; Viridiplantae; Streptophyta; Magnoliopsida; Fabales; Fabaceae
Product: galactomannan galactosyltransferase 1-like
Exons: 2
Coding region: 483-1841 (452 amino acids)
Cellular component (GO): endosome; membrane; trans-Golgi network
Molecular function (GO): galactosyltransferase activity
Source: RefSeq, a predicted model, not a curated record